AUGGCAAAAGAAGCUUUCUACAAAGACGUGAUUCAAAGUGCAUCCUACCCGUUUGGCACAAUGUACCCCAUGAGUGGGUGCAGUGGGAAGGUGUUACUUCAGACGACUCCUUCGCAUCUGAUUGGUCAGUUGGAUAAACUACUUAGGGAAGUUUCCACACUUGAUGGGGUUCUGGAAGUUCGCAAUGAGCAUUUUUGGUCACUUGGAUUUGGUAGUCUGGCUGGCUCUGUGCAUGUUAGAAUUCGAAGAGAUGCCAGUGAGCAGAUGGUACUGGCUCAUGUGACUAAUCGUUUGUCAACACUUGUUUCUACUUUGACAGUUCAGAUUUUUAAAGAUGAUUGGAUAAGACCAACUUUAACAGGAACAGGUUCGACUAGUGUGUUGUAUUUCCAAGACCACAGCAGUAUUCCCACAGUCCCAGCUGUUUUGGGAACACAGGAGUCCAAACUCUUGCAGUCUUCAUCAGACAAAACAAGUGGACCACCACCUGAAUUUUCAUUCAAUACACCAGGAAGAAAUAUCAACUCUUUUAGCGUUUCUGCUUCACAGACUACCAAACCUUAUGGCGUUCUUUUAAAUUAUGGAGGUACUACUAGUCUCAGUCAAGGACCCCGAAAUCCUAGUAUGGGUAUAGGUCAGGUACUAAGGACUGGACUAAGUAAUAUGCCUGGCAGAUAUGGACAAAGCUCUCAAGGCUCUUUCAGUAAUUUUAGAUCUUAACAUUCAAUACUGCAUUACUUGUUUUAUGGAACCAUACUUCAUGAAACUUUUGUCAAACAUAAUGUUUGGUGCUCAGUAUUUACUGCAGUGACUGCACUUGUAUGGAGAACAACUUUUUGAAAAUAGUUUUGUUAAAACAUAUACUUUAAGGGUGAGAUCUUUAAUAAAGAGAAAUGGACAGGACCGGUAGAACUCAAAUUGCUACAGCAUUUAAAUGUUUUUUUUCCCCUCUGCCAGAAAUGUUUCCUUUUGACUAGCCCUGGUGAUUUCCAUACUAGUCCUGGCAUUCAGUGUUGUGUUUUGUAAUCUUUAUUUAUUUUUUUUUUUUUGCAGAACAAAACAUCCAUUGAUGUGUGUGUUUUGUGUGUUUAUGAACCCAAGCAUAUUAAUACAGCAACAGGGGAAUACAUGAAAGAAAAGAAGUGGUAAGGCAUACAGCAUGUAACAUUUUUUUGUGUACCAAGCAUUUUUGAAUGCUGGUAAGUUAAGUGCAUCCUAAUUCAAUUUUAGAAGACCUCUGUUUUUGCUUGUUGGAAAAGAGUGAAAGGUAAUGCCUUUUGUGUGAGUCUGAUUUUGCAGCCAUCAGACCUAGUAAUAAAAUGUUUUCUUUAACUUUUA
Messenger RNA from Protopterus annectens (West African lungfish), 1338 nucleotides. RefSeq names its product zinc transporter 6-like. The transcript has 2 exons. Lineage: Eukaryota; Metazoa; Chordata; Ceratodontiformes; Protopteridae. The record is from RefSeq and is a predicted model, not a curated record. The coding region runs from base 1 to 720 and encodes 239 amino acids.